This is a messenger RNA of Physeter macrocephalus (sperm whale), 7678 nucleotides long. RefSeq names its product cytoplasmic linker associated protein 1 (gene CLASP1). Gene Ontology annotation, cellular component: mitotic spindle; spindle microtubule; microtubule organizing center. The coding region runs from base 327 to 4895 and encodes 1522 amino acids. Gene Ontology annotation, molecular function: kinetochore binding; microtubule binding. Lineage: Eukaryota; Metazoa; Chordata; Mammalia; Artiodactyla; Physeteridae. The record is from RefSeq and is a predicted model, not a curated record. Gene Ontology annotation, biological process: mitotic spindle assembly; establishment of mitotic spindle localization. The transcript is spliced from 39 exons.
AGAAAAUAUGAAGAGUAGAGGAAAUUAUUAAGAAGUAGGAGAAUGGACUGCUGAAUUAUGAAGUACUCCAGACCCAGGAGGAGAGCACCACUCUGACAUUCACUGCCUUCUCCCCUACUAGUUAUUUAGAUUGGACUUUUAAUACCCUACCAGCUGCUCUUCAGACACACAUGGUGCAUUGUUGCCACUCCCCAGAUUGCAUCUCUGAAACACAGGCUCUUAGUAACCUUCAGCAAACAAAGAGGCCGCCUCCCGGGGACGCUUGCUGGGAGGGUGUCACCCUGACUGCCCUCUAGCUUCGGCUGGCUCUGGAUUGGAAUUCUGCCAUGGAGCCUCGCAUGGAGGCCUGCCUGGCACAGGUGCUGCAGAAGGAUGUGGGGAAGCGACUGCAGGUUGGCCAAGAACUGAUAGACUAUUUCUCAGACAAACAGAAGUCUGCCGACCUUGAGCAUGACCAGACCACAUUAGACAAACUCGUGGACGGACUCGCUACCUUUUGGGUGAACUCCAGCAAUUACAAGGUGGUUCUCCUGGGCAUGGACAUCCUGUCCUCGCUGGUCACCCGGCUGCAGGAUCGGUUCAAGGCACAGAUCGGCACAGUGCUGCCGAGUUUAAUAGACAGACUGGGCGAUGCUAAAGACUCUGUGAGGGAGCAAGACCAGGCCCUGCUGCUGAAGAUCAUGGAUCAGGCUGCUAACCCCCAGUACGUGUGGGACCGGAUGCUGGGAGGCUUCAAGCACAAGAACUUCCGCACCCGGGAAGGCACGUGUCUCUGCCUGGUCGCCACACUCAACGCCUCUGGAGCACAUACCUUAACACUAAGCAAGAUCGUGCCACAUAUAUGUAACCUGCUCGGAGAUCCAAACAGCCAGGUUCGAGAUGCAGCAAUAAACAGCUUAGUGGAAAUUUACAGACAUGUAGGAGAACGUGUGAGGGCAGAUCUCAGUAAGAAAGGAUUGCCACAGUCCCGGUUGAAUGUAAUUUUUACAAAAUUUGAUGAAGUCCAAAAAUCUGGAAACAUGAUACAGUCUGCAAAUGAUAAAAAUUUUGAUGAUGAGGAUUCUGUGGAUGGUAAUAGGCCUUCUUCUGCCAGCUCUACGUCAUCCAAAGCUCCAGCAAGCUCCCGCAGAAACGUUGGAAUGGGGGCUACCCGCAGGCUCGGCUCAUCCACCCUUGGAUCCAAGUCUUCAGCUGCAAAAGAGGGAGCUGGUGCUGUCGAUGAAGAGGACUUUAUUAAAGCAUUUGAUGAUGUACCUGUAGUCCAGAUCUACUCCAGCCGAGACCUUGAGGAGUCGGUAAACAAGAUUAGGGAGAUACUGUCUGACGACAAGCACGACUGGGAGCAGAGAGUGAACGCCCUAAAAAAGAUUAGAUCUUUACUUUUGGCUGGUGCUGCUGAGUAUGAUAACUUCUUCCAACAUUUGCGUCUUUUGGACGGAGCCUUUAAACUAUCGGCUAAGGAUCUGCGGUCUCAGGUAGUGCGGGAGGCUUGUAUCACCUUGGGGCAUCUGUCAUCAGUGCUGGGGAGCAAGUUUGACCAUGGAGCUGAAGCAAUCAUGCCAACGAUUUUUAAUUUGAUUCCAAACAGUGCCAAAAUUAUGGCCACCUCCGGUGUUGUAGCUGUUAGGUUAAUCAUUCGGCACACACACAUCCCUAGGCUAAUACCCAUCAUAACAAGCAACUGUACCUCCAAGUCUGUCGCCGUUAGAAGGCGCUGUUUUGAAUUUUUAGAUUUACUUUUACAAGAAUGGCAGACACAUUCACUGGAACGACACAUAUCAGUAUUAGCGGAAACAAUAAAGAAGGGAAUACACGAUGCUGAUUCGGAAGCACGGAUAGAAGCCAGAAAGUGUUACUGGGGUUUCCACAGUCACUUCAGCAGGGAAGCGGAGCACCUGUACCACACCCUGGAGCCCUCCUACCAGAGGGCUCUGCAAAGCCACCUGAAGAGCUCGGACAGCGUGGUGUCGCUGCCCCAGUCGGACCGCUCGUCCUCCAGCUCGCAGGAGAGCCUCAAUCGGCCGCUCUCCGCCAAGAGAAGCCCUACUGGCAGUGCCACCUCCAGAGCUUCCACAGUCAGCAGCAAAUCCGUGUCCACCACGGGGUCCCUGCAGCGCUCUCGAAGCGACAUAGACGUGAACGCAGCCGCCAGCGCCAAAUCCAAGGUCCCCUCGGCUCCCGGUGCAGCGCCCUUCAGCUCCGCGGCAGCCUUGCCUCCGGGCUCGUACGCCUCCUUAGGUCGGAUCCGCACGCGACGGCAGAGCUCUGGGAGCGCCACCAACGUCACCUCCACGCCUUCCGACAGUCGGGGCCGCAGCCGCGCCAAAGUGGUCUCACAGUCCCAGCCUGGCAGCCGAUCAAGCUCCCCCGGGAAAUUGUUGGGAAGUGGUUAUAGUGCCCUUGCUGGGGGUUCCUCGAGAGGCCCACCUGCGACACCCUCUUCAGAAAAACGAAGCAAGAUUCCCAGGAGUCAGGGAUGUAGCCGAGAAACAAGUCCAAACCGCAUAGGAUUAGCCUCUCGACGUCAUUCCAGGUCCACUAGUGCUCUUGCCACGGCUGACUCUGUUGGGCAGUCAGACCGGUUUGGGCUCGGCCAGGCAGGAAGAAUACCCGGCUCUGUGAACGCCAUGCGGGUUCUGAGCACCAGUGCAGACCUGGAAGCUGCGGUCGCCGAUGCUUUGCUGUUAGGAGACUCCAGGAGCAAGAAGAAGCCCGUGAGGAGGAGGUACGAGCCGUACGGGAUGUAUUCUGACGACGACGCCAACAGCGACGCGUCCAGCGUGUGCUCCGAGCGCUCGUACAGCUCCCGGAACGGGGGCAUCCCCCACUACCUGCGCCAGACCGAGGAUGUGGCCGAGGUGCUCAACCACUGCGCCAGCUCCAACUGGUCCGAGCGGAAGGAGGGGCUCCUGGGCCUGCAGAACCUGCUGAAGAGCCAGAGAACGCUGAGUCGGGUGGAGUUGAAAAGAUUGUGUGAGAUUUUCACCCGAAUGUUUGCCGACCCUCACAGCAAGGUUUUCAGUAUGUUUUUGGAGACGCUUGUGGAUUUUAUAAUAAUUCAUAAGGGUGACCUGCAAGACUGGCUUUUUGUUCUCCUCACACAACUGCUUAAGAAGAUGGGAGCAGACUUGCUUGGGUCUGUGCAAGCGAAGGUUCAGAAGGCUCUCGAUGUCACCAGGGACUCCUUUCCAUUUGAUCAGCAAUUUAACAUUUUGAUGAGAUUUAUUGUGGAUCAAACCCAAACUCCUAACCUCAAGGUCAAAGUUGCAAUCCUGAAGUACAUCGAGUCUCUCGCUAGGCAGAUGGACCCAACAGAUUUCAUAAACUCGAGUGAGACAAGGCUUGCCGUUUCUAGAAUUAUAACCUGGACGACAGAACCAAAGAGUUCAGACGUGAGAAAGGCAGCACAGAUUGUGCUCAUCUCUCUGUUUGAAUUGAACACUCCUGAAUUUACCAUGUUACUUGGUGCCUUGCCAAAAACAUUCCAGGAUGGUGCCACCAAACUCCUGCAUAACCACCUCAAGAACUCCAGUAACACCAGUGUGGGCUCUCCGAGCAACACCAUUGGCCGGACUCCCUCUCGACAUCCCAGCAGCCGGACCAGCCCCCUGACCUCCCCCACCAACUGCUCCCAUGGGGGCCUGUCUCCAAGUCGGUUGUGGGGUUGCAGUGCCGACGGGUGGUCGAAGCAGCCAGCUCCCUUUCCUCAGCCUAGCUCCAUCCCCACCGCUCCCUCCCACAAGGCUCUCAGGCGCCCUUACUCUCCCAGCAUGCUGGACUAUGAUACCGAGAACCUGAACUCUGAAGAAAUCUAUAGUUCUUUGCGUGGAGUGACAGAAGCCAUCGAAAAGUUUAGUUUUCGAAGCCAGGAGGAUCUGAAUGAGCCCAUUAAAAGAGACGGCAGGAAGGACUGUGACGUGUCCCGCGACGGUGGCAUCACCUCCCCCGCCACCGAGGGCCGGGGUGGCAGCGACGCAGUGGAAGGAGGCCGGACGGCUCUGGACAACAAGACCUCCCUACUCAACACCCAGCCCCCGCGCGCCUUCCCGGGGCCACGGGCGCGGGACUACAGCCCCUACCCCUACUCGGACACCAUCAGCACCUACGACAAGACGGCCCUGAAGGAGGCCGUGUUCGACGACGACAUGGAGCAGCUGCGAGACGUGCCCAUUGACCACUCGGACCUGGUGGCGGACCUCCUGAAAGAGCUGUCCAACCACAACGAGCGGGUGGAGGAGCGCAAGGGUGCCCUGCUGGAGCUGCUCAAGAUCGCGCGCGAGGACAGCCUGGGCGUCUGGGAGGAGCACUUCAAGACUGUCCUGCUACUGCUGCUGGAGACGCUGGGGGACAAGGAUCACUCCAUCCGCGCGCUGGCACUCAGGGUGCUGCGGGAGACCUUGAGAAGCCAGCCAGCAAGGUUUAAACACUACGCGGAGCUGACCAUCAUGAAGACGCUGGAAGCCCACAAAGACUCCCACAAGGAGGUGGUGAGGGCUGCCGAGGAGGCCGCCUCCACGCUGGCCAGCUCCAUCCACCCGGAGCAGUGCAUCAAAGUGCUGUGCCCCAUCAUCCAGACGGCCGACUACCCCAUCAACCUGGCCGCCAUCAAGAUGCAGACCAAAGUCGUCGAGAGGAUCGCCAAGGAGUCCUUGCUGCAGCUCCUCGCGGACAUCAUCCCGGGCCUGCUGCAGGGUUACGACAACACCGAGAGCAGCGUGCGUAAGGCCAGCGUGUUUUGCUUAGUGGCGAUUUAUUCCGUCAUCGGAGAAGAGUUGAAACCUCACCUGGCACAGCUCACGGGCAGCAAGAUGAAGCUGCUCAACUUAUACAUAAAGAGGGCGCAGACCACGAACAGCAACAGCAGCUCCUCAUCCGACGUCUCCACACAUAGCUAAUGCGGCGCCAGAGUCCCCGUGUAGCCCUGGAAGCAAUCGGUGGUGCCUCUCAGAGAACUCCCCCUCCCCCCCAUCGGCUGCCCAGUCAGUACCAGGAGGCCCGCAAAUAUUUAUUACAAUCAGUAUUUUGAUCCCUUCCAGCUUUUGUGUAGAAUCAUACUGGUAUUGAAUGUAAAGGAAGCAAGGCCUGCAUUGCAUCUUCCUACAAAACAAAACAAAAGGAAUAAGAAAAGAAGAGCCAUACUUAAACCGUCUUGUCCAGCCUGCUGAGGUUGUAAAACCGUGUGUGUGGGGUGCAGUUUUUGAAAAUCAGAGCUCUCUAGCCGAUACCUGGUAGAAAGUAGCAUUUUCUCUUCAGUUAAUAAGAUUGGAGGAGGUUGGGUUAAGUUGUGUUUCUCUUUCAUCUCGGCCUCCUUGAGUCUGGAUGUGGUCUGUGUGGGGCAAAGCCCCACGCCUUCCACAACUGACACCAUGAAAGGGUUUGUACGUAGUAAGUUGUGUUUUAAGACCUACUAAGAAUAUGAAUCAAGUCUUGGCAAGAAGUGGUAGAAAAGCCUGAAGAUGGCCUUUUAACGAACACGUGGUAUCGUGCUCACGGUCUCCGGACUGGAGGCUGACGCCCUGCGCGGUCUCCUUCCAGGACGGGCUCCUGCCCCUCUGAGCAACCCCACCGAUGCCGGCGCUGCCCCAGAACUGCCACUUGAGAGGCUUCUUAGAGAUGAAAUUCAAACACAAAAAUCAAGGUAAAUCGACAGCCUUGGUUAGCGUGUGCUUGAAAUGGCCCUUUGUGCAGCGUCGAAGAUACCGGAGAAGCUGCUCGUUUUACUGCCGAGAUCCUGGGAAACACUAUUUAACAGCGCUUCCCCUGUGACCCUGGCUCCUGGUGGUGCCGAUUUAGGGCCCCCUCUCUUCCCUUCCCCAACCCGCGCCUGAGCGGCUUGAUUCUAAGAUGUUCUCGGUCAGUCUGGUAAAUGGCAGCUCUGCCAUCUCAGUUUUGAAUUCUCUGUUUAAUAUGGGAUUGAGAUCAAAGAAAAAUCUAGAGAGACCAGGUAUCAGGAUUUUUUUUUUUUUUAAUUUUAUGGACUGAAGUACUUCCUUGAUCCUCUGUUGAGAGAAUCAUGGUUUUAAGGAAAAAGUAAUUGUGGUGUGUGGCGGAUCGCAGAAAAACGGGAUUGGAAACACAGUUUUAGAGUCAAAUUCUUCAGUGAGAAACCUACCCCUUUAAAAUCUCUUCUUGAGGGUUUCACUGCUUCAGUGAAAGCAACUCCAGAUCAGGACCCUGGUUAACAAAGUUUGGAGUAAAAGGCUUCAAGCCAAAUGGAAGCUCUUAAUGCGGUCAGGAAGGUGUCUGUCUUCUCUUAGAUUCCACCGUAGCCCCUGUAAACGGAACUGACUUUUCCAUUUUGUUAAUGAUGUGUUUGCUGCUCUGGCGCCCAGUCCCUGCAGCUGCCAGGCUGUGUGGCUGUCACCCCUGAGCUGCAGAGCCACGAACGUAGCUUGUUUUCAUUCAGAAUCGACUUCAGGUACUUUAUGCGGAAAUGGGCACUGAAGACGGAGGUCCGCGAGCAGAGGCCGGGGCGCCCUCACUGCGUGCGCGUGCAUGCGCUUUGUGCGUGUGUGCGCGUAGCGGGUAUCCUGCGCGUGCGGGAGGGCCCGCGCUGCUGCAGUUGACGGAACAUCAGGGGCGCGCUUUACGUGGUCGAACGUUAUUGGCUUCUUACCGGCUCAGAGCCUAGCAGGCGCAGGCCUUACGUCCAUUGCUGUUUGUUCUUACAUCACUCGCGGGGUCGCUUUCUUGACCUCUACCAUCGUCAGCAUCUGAUGACUCGUCUGGGGCAGCACCUGUGUUCUGCCGGGUUAUUUCGGAGUCCUUCCUGGCGAGCGCGUGUGGAAAGGCCUCUCUCCUUCAGCUCGUGGACGCCCAGGUGGCCACGGCCCCGCCCGCACUCGGGAAGGACCUUGAACGUGGCCGCCGCGUCCUCCUGGCGCUCACAAAGGGCUAGCCUUGAAUGUCACUUGCCCAGCCGCGAUGUCCCAGCCCAACAGGGCCCGCCCGCUCCCGACCGACAGCUGCAGCUGCCCUGCCUCGCCGCCUCCCUGCAGGCGUCCUGCUUGGAUGAAACGGCAGAACACAGGCGAGCAGAGCACCCGAGACUCGGCCCGCCUGCCCCGUUGGCCUGACCGUCCAGGACCCCGAAAAGCCCCGACGCCACCGCCGGGGCGAGCUCGCCGGGUUCCUGCUUCCCUCCCGCUGCUGAGGCCCGGGGGGGGCGGGGGGGGCGCGGCCUUCCUGGGGCUGCUGCAGCCACGGGCCGCCCGCCACGGCCCCACUAGCCUCUCAGUCACGCAGCCGCACCCGAUCUGUCUCCUGAAUCUUUUUCUUGCCCCACCGCCCUUAAUUUAUCAAGCAUAAUAUUAUACGUUAAAGAACAGCAAAUAAGAACUUUGUAGACUCCCACCAGGACUUUGCUAACCAUGAUAUUUGGAGAUGAAAAAAAAUGCUCUGAAAAAUAUCAGCCACCAAAAUAGUUUUGUCGGCACUGUUCACACGCAUGGUCCCCACACCCCCAGGUUGGGUUUUUGGUUUUGGUUUUUGGUUUUUUUGGGCUUUUUCAUGUUACAUCCAUAUCUGUAUUUAUAUCUUAUUUGUUUCACUUUCAAGUGUAUCAUGGCAAAUGUACAGAUUUUUUGUUGUUGUUAAUAAUGUGCUAGGAUUUGCUAAAAAAGAAAACGAAAAAAAAAUCCUUUUGAGUUUGCUCUAGAAUAAAUGAGACUUAAUUCAG